Molecule: messenger RNA, 717 nt
Organism: Catharus ustulatus (Swainson's thrush)
Lineage: Eukaryota; Metazoa; Chordata; Aves; Passeriformes; Turdidae
Source: RefSeq, a predicted model, not a curated record
AUGAACCAGUGUUCCCAGGUGGCCAAGAAGGCCAAUGGCAUCCUGGACUGUGUCAGCAGGUGUGGCCAGCAGGACCAGGGCAGUGAUUCCCCUGUACUCAGCACUGGUGAGGCCACACCUCAAAUCCUGUGUUUGGUUCUGGGCCCUCCCUGCAAGAAAGACACUGAGGGGCUGGAGCCUGUCCAGAGAAGGGCAGUGGAGCUGGGGAAGGGUCUGGAGCACAAGUCUGAUGAGGAGUGGCUGAGGGAGCUGGGGUUGUUCAGCCUGGAGAAAAGGAGGCUCAGAGGGGACAUUAUUGCUCUCUACAGCUGCCUGAAGGGAGGCUGUAGCCAAGCAGGGGAUGGCCUCUUCUUACAAAUGUCAAGCAUUAAGACAAGAGGAAAUGGCCUCAAAUUACAUCAAAGGAGCUUUAGAUUGGAUAUUAGGAAACAUUUAUUCACUGAGAGGAUUGUCAAUCACUGGAAUGGGCUGCCCAGAGAAACUGAAUGUCGGGUUCCAGUUACCUUUCAAAUGGUACAGGGCAUCCUGACUUCCCAGAACGCAGAGGAGCAGGUCUUGUUGGCUUUGGCAAUGUUUGGCUGUUAUGCCUGUCGAAGCAUUCCAGAGAGGAACACUAAAACAAGCAAAAUAGAGAGACUGCCCAGAGAGACAGGAGAGUCUCCCUCACUGGACAUACUCAAGAACCAUCUGGAUGCAAUUCUGUACAAUGUGCUCUAG